Messenger RNA from Capsaspora owczarzaki ATCC 30864, 1689 nucleotides. RefSeq lists its product as hypothetical. Lineage: Eukaryota; Filasterea; Ministeriida; Capsasporidae. The coding region runs from base 41 to 1603 and encodes 520 amino acids. The transcript has a single exon. The record is from RefSeq and is a predicted model, not a curated record.
CGCGCGCCACGGGGACUGCUCAGAGGGCUUCUUCCGCGACAUGGUGUUUGAGUCGCUGCAGACAAAGGACGCGCACACUGCUGCUGCCCAUCAUGAAUCCGAGCCGGCCGAAGUCACGCGCCAGAAGGAGGCCAUGAUGGACCUGCUCCAGCAGAUCGAGCUGCAGUACAAGGAGGACGCGGCCGGGUUUGCCGAUCUGGCUGCAGAGAUGCAGAUGCAAGCGGACGACGACAACGCUUCCUCAUUCUCGUCGUCGACCGGAUCAAGCGCCGCUGCGAACGAGCCAGUAGACGACCUGGCAGAGCGCAUGGCUGACAUUGACCUCGAGGCGGCCUCGGCGGACGAGAUCUGGGAGCGCAUGUCGGUCAGCGAGCGCGCAGAGUUUGAGCGCGCAGUCGCGGAUGGACGCGUCGCCAACUUUGCUCCGUUCCAGCCGUGGCUGCCGUGGUGGAGUGGUCCAACAACGGGCAGCUCAAGUGCUACGCAUGAUGAGGGAGAGGGCGCCUCAAGCAGCAGCAGUGUACCGACGGGAGUGUCGAAAUCGUCGAGAGUGCUGAUCGAAGAGCUUUCCUCCAACGUGAAUUCGGACGGUUUGACAGCAACAGCAGAAGAGGGUGACGACAAAGAGCAAGGGGCAGACAGCCCAGACAGCCUGGACGAGCAACCCGUCGCGCCGACGCGUGCACCCACGCCAAAACCGCUGACAAACGUCCCUGCCUUGUCGACGUUGAUUGGGCCGGGCAAGCAGCCUGCGCAAGAGCUGUGCUUCCAUCUGGUUGAUCUCGUAUACGCGUACGCGUUUGCCAUGCGACUGCAUAACGGCGACACACAGGGGCUGGUUCUUCCCAUCGCUCAAGCCAUGCUGGCUGUUUCAGGCGUGCUUUCGGCAAACAGUGUUCAUCACUCCGUGGAUGCCGCAAUCGCUGUCUGCGUGGGCAACCUAGCGGCGUACCAGCGGCAGUCGGCGGGAUUGCAAGCCCCGCUCAAGGCAGAGUCUUCGGAAGACGCGUUUACUUCCUCGGCCGGUCUGGAAGCCAUGCAGGACACAUCCGUCAUUCUCAGCUCCUUGCCCCGAAUCCAGUCCGCCAUUGCAGACAUGCAUGCCAUUCUAACGAGCGCGUUUCCAAUCCCCCAGAAAACUACCGCAAAACCACAACAAGCCGCCACAGCUCCGACAGCCCAGUCCAAGCCGACCGCUCGUCAAAAAACCGUCAACGAUCUCGUUCAUCACCACUUCCAAACUCCAAAAUCCAACACAUCAUCAACUGCCACUGCUAGCAGCAGCCACCAUGCAAGAGACACCCCUCUAAAGAAACAAUCCACGCCUGCAGCAAGCAACAACGUGGCAGUUAAACCGCAGCAAACGAUUCGAAAAGUCUUCUUCUUUGCAUCCUGGGCCAACGAGGCGCUUUCCGACCUUGCUUGCCGUGUCCUUGCCGCCGCCGUGUCUGCCGAGCAUGCGGUGCGUUACAGGCAGGCCAAGCUAUACCGAGACGCCAAGGCGCAAGUCGACGAAGAGCGCGAGCGAGCCAAACGAGAGCAAGCUCGUGCGGCUGUUGUUCAGCGCAUGGCGCCUCGACCAAAGUUAAUCCAAGAGUUGUGAUUGUCGGCAUGGGAAGAAAUAAAGCGAAACAAGUGGUUUACAAUGUUUGCUGCAAUGACGACAAUUGAGAUCCACACCAUAAAAAU